This is a messenger RNA of Penicillium verrucosum, 1062 nucleotides long. RefSeq names its product allergen Asp F4 (gene aspf4). Bases 1 to 1062 code for a protein of 353 amino acids. The record is from RefSeq and is a predicted model, not a curated record. Lineage: Eukaryota; Fungi; Ascomycota; Eurotiomycetes; Eurotiales; Aspergillaceae. The transcript has a single exon. Gene Ontology annotation, cellular component: extracellular region. Gene Ontology annotation, molecular function: IgE binding.
AUGCAUUUCUCCAACUCUAUGCUGUUGAUGACGGCGCUGACCGCUGGGUCGGCUGUCGCUCGUCUUCACGGCCACGACCGCCGUCACGCCCACCCCAGAGGCGUCAAUGUUGUCGAGCCCAUUGUGCCUGCUCCCGCUCAGGUUGCCGAUGUUGCCGAUGUUGAGAAGCGUGGUGAUAAGGUUUCCGCUGUCAUCGAUGGCAAGCUCGUCUCUUGGAUCAACAACUGGUUCGGCGGCUCUGAUUCUUCUUCCUCCGAGGUUGCCGAGUCUACCGCUGCUCCCACUUCCGCUCCCACUCCCACCGUCGAGGCCACCACCGCCGCUGAGGCCAUCUCAUCCGUCAGCGCCACCCCCGUUCCCACUAGCUCCUCCAGCUCCAGCUCUUCUGGUUCCAGUAACUGGGCCAACUACCCCUCCGACGGCAAGUACUCCACCACUGGAUUCGGUUCUUCCACUGCCAACAAGCGCGUUGGUGCCCUCGACUGGGACUACAUCGGUAAUGUCGGCAGCCCCUGGGGUAGCAACAUGAUCCGUGUCGAAGAGGACGCCGCCAGCGAGUACAAGCACGUUAUCCGCUUCGAGAACGACAACUCCAAGGCCUGGACCGUCGUCAUGUGGAACUCGUACGGCCCCAGCGGUGGUCUGAACGGUUUCUGGAGCCCCAACAAGGCUCUGAGCUUCACCGUUGAGCCCGGCCACAGCAUCUUCGUUGCCAUCGAUGACGACUCCCAGGGUGGUUGGGGUGCCUCCGAGGGUGAAGGUCUUCCUACCAACUUCGUCGGUGAGUACGCGUCCACCUGGGGUGAGUUCGACAUGAGCAACUCCCAGAACGACGGCUUCUCCGGCUGGGACGUUUCCUGCAUCAUCGCACAGCUCGCCGACAUGCACAUUGCCGGUAUGCAGAUCUGCAACCAUGAGGGUGAGAAGUGCUCCUCCAUCUCUCAGGGCGCCACCAGCGUUGUCAGCGCCUACACCUCCGCCGACCAGGGUAAGCCCGACAAGGCUAUUGCCCAGUCCGCCGGCCCAGUCCGUCUCGUUGUCAACCUUGGCUGGUCCUCUUAA